AUGGCCGAACUGAACCGCAAAACUGCCGCGGAGGAGGGAAAUGGGGAAAUAAAUCCGGUGGAUCUCUGGCAAUGCUGGAAGGAGGAGGCGGCGGGCUACGAGCGCGUCCUGGAGCUGGACGUGAAGCUGGGGCAGGUGAGCAUCCGAAACCCCCGCGCCUCCCCGGGGGAGCUGCCCAAGACCUUCACCUUCGAUGCCGUCUACGACGCCAGCUCCAAGCAGGCGGACCUCUACGACGAGACGGUCCGGCCGCUGAUAGACUCCGUGCUGCAGGGCUUCAACGGCACCAUCUUCGCCUACGGCCAGACCGGGACCGGCAAGACCUACACCAUGCAGGGGGCCUGGGCGGAGCCGGAGAAGCGGGGCAUCAUCCCCAUCUCCUUCGAGCACAUCUUCACCCACAUCUCCCGCUCCCAGAACCAGCAGUACCUGGUGAGGGCCUCGUACCUGGAGAUCUACCAGGAGGAGAUCAGGGACCUCCUCGCCAAGGACCAGAGCAAGAAGCUGGAGCUGAAGGAGAACCCCGAGACGGGGGUGUACAUCAAGGACCUCUCCUCCUUCGUGACCAAGAACGUCAAGGAGAUCGAGCACGUGAUGAACCUGGGGAGCCAGACACGGUCCGUGGGCAGCACCAACAUGAACGAGCACAGCUCCCGCUCCCACGCCAUCUUCCUCAUCACCAUCGAGUGCAGCGAGACGGGGCCGGAUGGCGAGGAGCACAUCCGCGUGGGCAAGCUCAACCUGGUGGACCUGGCCGGCAGCGAGCGCCAGAGCAAAAUGGGGGCCCACGGAGAACGCCCCAAGGAAGCGUCCAAGAUCAACCUCUCCCUCUCCGCCCUGGGCAACGUCAUCUCUGCCCUCGUGGACGGCAAGAGCACGCACAUCCCCUACCGGGACUCCAAGCUGACUCGCCUGCUGCAGGACUCCCUCGGGGGCAAUGCCAAGACAAUCAUGGUGGCCACCUUGGGCCCAGCCUCUCACAGCUACGACGAGAGCCUCUCCACCCUCAGGUUUGCCAACAGGGCCAAGAACAUCAAGAACAAGCCCCGGGUGAACGAGGACCCCAAGGACACCUUGCUGCGGGAGUUUCAGGAGGAGAUCGUCCGGCUGAAAGCCCAGCUGGAGAAACGCGGCAUGCUGGGAAAGAAGAGGAGAAGGAGCAGCCGGAGGAAGAAAGCGGUGGAUGGAGAAAGCGCCGUGGAGAAUGAAGGGGAGGACGACAACGAGGACGGCCUGGAGAAGAACAUGGAGAAUUACUUGAAGGAGCAGAAGGAGAGACUGGAAGAGGAGAAAGCCGCUAUCCAGGAUGACCACAGCCUGGUGAGUGAGGAGAAGCAGAAGCUGCUGCAGGAGAAGGAGAAGAUGAUAGAGGAUCUGCGGAAGGAGCAGGAGGCCACAGAGCUGCUGGCCACCAAGUACAAGGCGAUGGAGAGCAAGCUGCUCAUCGGCGGCAGGACCAUCGUGGACCACACCAACGAGCAGCAGAAGAUGCUGGAGCUGAAGCGGCAGGAGAUAGCUGAACAGAAACGCCGGGAGCGGGAGAUGCAGCAGGAGAUGUUGCUGCGGGACGAGGAGACCAUGGAGCUGCGGGAGACUUACACCUCCCUGCAGCAGGAGGUGGAGAUCAAAACCAAGAAGCUGAAGAAGACGCGGGAGCUGAAGCUCAAGUACUUGAUCAUCGAGAACUUCAUCCCACCAGAAGAGAAGAACAAGAUCAUGAACCGCCUGUACUUCGACGGUGAGGAGGACCAGUGGAAGUUCCAGCCGCUGGUGCCCACCGGAGGAAACAGCAACCAAAUGAAGAAGCGGCCUACCUCUGCGGUGGGGUACAAGAGACCCAUCAGCCAAUACGCCCGCGUGGCCAUGGCCAUGGGAUCUCAUCCUCGGUACCGGGCUGAGAACAUCAUGUUCUUGGAGCUGGACCUCUCCCCUCCGGCCAUCUUCGAGUUUGAGCGGAGCAGGGACCCGGCAGAGCAGGACCCCCGGGCUCUCCACCUGGAGAGGCUGAUGCACCUGGACAGCCUCCUGGAGCGGCCGGCGGCCUCCCGGGUGAGGAAGUCCCGCUCCUGGUGCCAGACGCCGCGGUCACUGCCAUCCUCAACCACGCAUGCCUCCCUCACCUCCAGCUCCCCGCGCGCCGCCACGAUGCCAGCUCAGGAGUGA
Messenger RNA from Pygoscelis adeliae (Adelie penguin), 2163 nucleotides. It is a transcript of the gene KIF3C, whose product is annotated as kinesin family member 3C. The transcript has 9 exons. Bases 1 to 2163 code for a protein of 720 amino acids. Gene Ontology annotation, molecular function: ATP binding; microtubule binding; microtubule motor activity. Gene Ontology annotation, biological process: microtubule-based movement. NCBI's taxonomy places the organism in Eukaryota, Metazoa, Chordata, Aves, Sphenisciformes, Spheniscidae. The record is from RefSeq and is a predicted model, not a curated record.